This is a messenger RNA of Rubroshorea leprosula, 1478 nucleotides long. Lineage: Eukaryota; Viridiplantae; Streptophyta; Magnoliopsida; Malvales; Dipterocarpaceae. The record is from the annotation of a GenBank genome assembly.
AAGGAGAGGGAGAGGGAGAUUUUGGUAUAUAAGGCAUUGAAGCAGUUCUGCAAUGCGUCUCCAAAUUGGGAGAGAAAGGGAGAGAUAGAGAACGGAGGAGGAAGAGGAGGAGAGGGAAGGAGCGGAAAAUGGCGGAUUCUAGCGAUUCAGUUUCCAUUGGCAUGGAAACGAUCUCUCUUGGCGGAAAGGAGCACAUUAUAAAGACUCACUUUGGUUCUGUCUCUGUUUCUGUGUUUGGAGACCAAGACAAGCCAGCCCUUGUUACCUAUCCUGAUUUAGCUUUAAAUCAUAUCUCUUGCUUUCAAGGCUUGUUCUUUUGUCCAGAAGCAUGUUCCUUGCUUCUUCACAACUUCUGUAUAUAUCAUAUAAGUCCCCCUGGGCAUGAGUUGGGAGCUGGCCCAAUCAAUCCUAAUCACUAUGUGCUUUCUGUUGAUGAUAUAGCUGAUCAGGUUGCUGAGGUUCUCAACUUUUUUGGGCUUGGUGCUGUUAUGUGUAUGGGAGUUACAGCUGGAGCAUAUGUUCUCACCCUAUUUGCAAUGAAGUACAGGCAUCGGGUCCUCGGAUUAAUACUUGUUUCACCCCUCUGCAGAGAACCUUCAUGGACAGAAUGGUUGUUGAAUAAGGUGACAUCAAAUUUGCUUUACUUCUACGGCAUGUGUGGAGUGGUGAAGGAUUUAUUGCUUAAGCGGUACUUUAGCGAGGAGGUUCGUGGUAGUGCUCAAGUACCAGAAUCAGAUAUAGUUCAGGCUUGUAGAAGACUAUUGGAUGAAAGGCAGAGCACAAAUGUUUGGCGAUUUCUUGAGGCACUUAACGGGAGACCUGACCUUACGGAAGGAUUGAGAAGCUUAAAUUGCCGCUCCCUGAUAUUUGUUGGAGAGAACUCCCCAUUCCAUUCUGAGGCUCUUUACAUGACAUCAAAACUAGAUAGAAGAUACAGUGCCUUAGUUGAGGUUCAAGCAUGUGGAUCCAUGGUGACAGAAGAGCAGCCCCAUGCGAUGUUGAUACCUAUAGAGUACUUUCUCAUGGGAUACGGCUUAUACAGGCCAACUUUAAGCGUCAGCCCGAGAAGCCCUUUGAGUCCAUCUUGCAUCUCUCCUGAGCUUCUUUCACCUGAAAGCAUGGGUUUGAAGUUGAAACCAAUUAAAACAAGAAUCUCUGCCGAAGUAUGAGAGAGGCAAGUUUUCCUUUUUGAACAAAUUAUGAUGCGUAAAGUGUUUGUAACAUGUUUUGACCUGUUGGAUACAUAAGAGAGAAUCAGUAGAGGGGCUGUAGAUAGAGAAAAAAGGGGGACGCAAAGUAUAGACAGACGGGAGAUAUUUGCCAUUCUUUUAUUUUUCACGUGUUAGUUGAGGCCAAGCUGUCUGUAAAUCCUUGGAAUAAUUAUUUACUAGUGAAAAGCAAUAAUGAUAAUAAGGAGUGGUGAAUUUAUAGUUCUUUUUCUCUCAUUGUAGACAUUUUAGACAAGGGAUUAUUGUUUU